AUGGCUCAGUAUGCCAGGCCUGUAUAUAACCCCUGUAUGCUGACCCCUUGGCACUUGACCCCCAAUGUGGCCCCCAGUGUGGCCCCAAUGUGUGACUUCCGUUAUGUGACCCAGUAUCUUGACCCCAAUGUAUAUGACCGUGUAUAUGACCCCGUGUGUGUGACUCCAGUAUUCUUGACCUGUAUGACCCAAGUAUGUGACCCCCAGUGCGGGCUGCUGAGCGCUGGGGACGGUACGGGAGGCGGCCGUAACGACAAUAUGUCACGGCUGAACGGGCGUGUACACAACUCAGGCGCACAGCACGGCACCUCCGCUCAGUACCAGGCAGUACCCAUCCAGUACCACCAGGGGCCCCCAGUCCAGUACCAGGGAUCACAAGGGCACCCCGAGGAGUUCGAGCCCUCCUGCUUAGUGAGGACACCUUCAGGGAAUGUGUAUAUCCCUUCGGAUAUGCCCAAGACCUCAACGUUGGAAUACAAAUCAGGACUCCACUCUCCUAGCCUCCACAGUCCAGUGAAAGGAGAAGCACAGAAAGUAAUGGAAGGGUACAGUGUGCAAUAUGGCGGUGGUCUGCCCACAGUCCUACCGUCCGUAACAACCUGCGCCGACCGGCCCCAGACCCCGAGGGUCGGGGACAAAUCAACCAGCGGGGCCGAGGCAGGGCCCCCCCAGUGUUCCUGGAGUUGGAACGCCAUCAUCUUCUCACCAUCGCCGUCGUCCUCGCCGCUAUCCUUUCUACAUCCCAGGGUGGUACACCUUGUGCUUCAGUAA
Homarus americanus (American lobster) is the source of this 771-nucleotide messenger RNA. RefSeq lists its product as uncharacterized. Lineage: Eukaryota; Metazoa; Arthropoda; Malacostraca; Decapoda; Nephropidae. Bases 1 to 771 code for a protein of 256 amino acids. The record is from RefSeq and is a predicted model, not a curated record. The transcript has 6 exons.